AUGGCCGAUGCCCAGAUCUCGGACAAGGUUGCGGUCGCGCCCGAGUCCACCGUCGACCAUGGCAAGGAGCCCGAGUCUAGCCAGCAAGAGGUCGUCGUCGCUCCCGUCUCGAGCAAGAAGCAGUCGCUUUCAGACAUCUUCACUAUUUUUUGCUCUGGCUUUGCCCUCAUUUCCGAUGGCUACCAGAACAACCUCAUGACCAUGACCAAUGUCUUGUUCAAGAAGGAGUACCCCCACGAGUACACCUCUUCAGUCAGCACCCGUGUCUCCAAUGCGCUCCUGGUGGGCGAAAUUCUCGGCCAAGUCGUCGUCGGUCUGACCUGCGAUUACCUCGGGCGUAAAACCGCCAUUAUCGCGACCACGCUCAUGAUUGUCCUUGGUGGCAUCAUGGCGACGGCUUCUCACGGCAUCACCAUCGACGGCAUGUUCUGGAUGCUGACCAUUUCUCGUGGUAUCGUCGGCUUCGGCGCUGGCGGCGAGUAUCCCGCUGCCAGUGCCUCAGCCUCUGAAGCUGCCAACGAACACACCCUAAGCCACCGUGGCCCGGUCUUCAUUCUCGUCACCAACUUGCCGCUUUCUUUCGGCGGCCCUCUAGCUGUCUGCGUAUUCCUUAUUGUUCUCUCUGCCGCUGGAGAAAACCACCUGUCUACCGUCUGGCGUGUCUGCUUUGGCAUCGGUGUUCUCCUGCCCUUGACCGUCUUCUAUUUCCGUCUCAAGAUGCUCAACUCGAAGCUAUACCGUCGUGGCGCCAUCAAGAAGAGGGUACCAUAUAUGCUCGUGAUCCGUUACUACUGGAAGGCUUUAAUUGGAACCUGCGGCGCCUGGUUCCUGUACGACUUCAUCACCUUUCCCAAUGGUGUCUUCUCCGGCACCAUCAUCUCCAGCGUCGUCUCCAAGACUGGCAGCCUCCGCAGCACCGCCGAAUGGCAGCUGCUCCUCGGAUCUAUUGCUCUUCCCGGUGUCUUCCUUGGCGCAUUCUUCUGCGACCGCCUUGGCCGCAAGAAUGUCAUGAUGAUUGGCUUCUCUGGCUAUCUGAUCUUUGGCCUCAUCAUCGGCCUCGCCUAUAACAAGAUUGUCAACAUCAUUCCCCUCUUCAUCAUCUUUUACGGUCUCAUGCUCAGCUUCGGCAACUUUGGACCUGGUGACAUGUUGGGCCUCAUUUCUUCAGAGAGCUACGCUACUAGUGUCAGAGGUACCUGCUACGGUCUCAGUGCUGCUGUUGGAAAGGCUGGCGCCGCAAUUGGUACCGAAGCCUUCAAGCCCAUCCAGGACAAUCUCGGCAAGAAGUGGACUUUUAUCAUUGCUGCCAUUUGCGGUGUCGCUGGUAUUCUCGUCACCUUCUUCUUCGUCCCCAAACUUACAGGCGAAGAUCUGUCCAAGCAAGACGAGAAGUUUAGAGCUUAUUUGCUGGCCAACGGAUGGAAUGGUGAAAUGGGUGAACAAGACUUGGCAGCACUCGCCGAAGACGUCCAUGAUGUUGAGACCCCAUCUGAGGAGGAGAUUCAUGACGAGAAAAAGGCGCUGUAA
This is a messenger RNA of Akanthomyces muscarius, 1527 nucleotides long. RefSeq lists its product as uncharacterized. Gene Ontology annotation, biological process: carboxylic acid transport; transmembrane transport. Gene Ontology annotation, cellular component: plasma membrane. The coding region runs from base 1 to 1527 and encodes 508 amino acids. Lineage: Eukaryota; Fungi; Ascomycota; Sordariomycetes; Hypocreales; Cordycipitaceae. The record is from RefSeq and is a predicted model, not a curated record. The transcript has 3 exons. Gene Ontology annotation, molecular function: carboxylic acid transmembrane transporter activity.